UCUUAGGUAGCCUAAAUGACCCUCGUGUAAUUGAUAGACUUGAAGCCUCCAUUAACGUUGGCUUGUUGUCUACCUGCAGAUGAUGUCUGCUGUGUCUCUGGUGGUGGUGGUGGUGGGUGCUGUGAUCUCCUGCUGUGCUGCAUCCUAUCUCCCUGUCUCUGGGGGAGCUUCUAUGGGUCUGUCUGAUGUUUUCCUGAGAGAGAUGGUGGCCAGGAUGGGUAAUGGUCUGGUUGACCCUGGCAGGGACUACCUCGAUCUACCAUCACAAGGGUUAGAGGCACCAAUGGCUGAAGGAAUGUCUCCCCGGGCCAUGAAGGACAUAUCAGGACCACAGUUACCCCUAGAUUACGAUGACCUCUCCCUGAGUCCCUCCCUCAGGGACCAGGAGUACCUCUCUCACUCCUCCCUCCUCAGCACUAUCCUCGGCAACUAUGAGGACAAGUCACAGCAUCGUCCCAAACCUAACACCAGUGGUGUGAAAGGUGGCAGUAGCAGCGGCGGCGGCAGCAGCAGUAGUGAUGGUGUUCUUCCAGCUUACUGCAACCCACCCAACCCUUGUCCCAUGGGUUAUACAGCUAGUGACGGUUGUUUAGAAGACUUCGAGAACACAGCAGGGUUCUCACGUGACUACCAGUCACUGCAGGACUGUAUGUGUGACACUGAACACAUGUUUGAGUGUUCAGACUCCACCAGGGACUCUGAGAUCACCGCCCUGGCGCGAUCCAUCCAGAACGAGGGUGUGCUAGACUCCACACUCGACAAGAUCAUGCGUGGACUGGAGGGCGGUCACCAGCUGGUUGCAAAAAAGUUCCAUGCCAAGAAGAACAUUAAUCCCUACCUGAAGGGUGAGAAGCUACCAGUGGCGGCCAAGAAGGGUGGUAUGCUGUAAGGUCAUUCCUCUCAAUGUCACAGUGACCAAGCCAUAGUGGCCAGGUUACUCUAACAAGGUUAUAAUGGACACCUCUCAGUGGACUGGCCAGAGUAAGGCUCAGUGUAGAGAUCACUGUAGCCAGGUCAUAGUGCAGAGGUCACAGUGAUCAGGCCACAAUGUUUAGGUCACAGUGUUGAGAUCACUAUACAGAAGUCAGGGUGGUCAGGUCACAGUGCAAAGGUCAAAGUGGUAAGGACACAGUCGUCAAGUCCUUGUAGCUAUGUCAUAAGGGCCAUGUCUCCUUGGACAUGUGGCAGUAGCUCGGUCACUGUGUCCACGUUACAGUGAAGGGUUCAGAGGUCACACUGACGAGUCACAACACAAACUAGGUCACAGAGGUAAGCCCAAAACAGUAGUCACAACACCCAACUCUAUGUACUACUUCAGUAACGCUCAUUUUGAAUUCUUCAUCAUAUUUCGUGUUUCCAAGUACCAUAAAUCACACAAGAAAUAAUGUUUAUUAGAGAAUACCAUGUACAACCUCACUUUCUGUAAUGGGUAACUAUAACAUAACAAAUGAGUUGAUUUCUGGCAAAACAAAAGCUGAAAGGCUAAGUUACAGAUUAGCUUUUCUAGGGACAAUGUUUAUAUUUAUGUAGAGCUUUAAUAUUAUUUGAUAAAGAUCUACAUAGAGUGAAACGUUGACCAAAUAAGUUUUUUUCUGUAUCUUGUGUCUUUGUCUUCAUAAUUGCCGACGUCCGCCAUGGUAUUGAGGAUAAUCUUUGUCAGAAGGUCAGGGUUUCCGAACCAACAUCAGCAGAAUCGUCUGAAAAAUAUUAAGAAAGAAAUUCGGAAUGAAAGUAUUAAAUACUGAAGGUACACUGUUACUGUCAGAUCAGCGUUGUCAGCUCUAAGAUGGGUCAGUGUUAUGGUUGUAGAGGGUAAUGAAAGACAAACUAACAACAGUGUACUCUCCUGAAGUCCCUCAGAUCGUAAAACAGUUGACACACAACAUGUACACGAUCAAAUAUAAAUAAAAUAACAAGCAUGGGAUUUAAUUCUCUCACUGCUCUCAACACUUUACAGUCUAACUACACUUGUCAGAUCAAUGGUCACUGCACAAAGGUGGUUCACUCUGGAAAGUCAGCUGUCAGAGCAACAUGCUUAGCUCUGACCAGCAGGUAGCUACAUAAUUGUCAGAAAAGUGUUCUCAGCUCCAGGGUGAUUUACCCUACCUAGUAUGUACUUAACCAUAAAUCAUCGUCCUCGGCUCUAGAUUCAUUGACGUUUAAAUCACCAGGUACACAUUUGACUUUAAAUCACAAGGUACACAUUUGACUUUAAAUCACAGGUACACAUUUGACUUUAAAUCACCAGGUACACAUUUGACUUUAAAUCACCAGGUACACAUUUGACUUUAAAUCACCAGGUACACAUUUGACUUUAAAUCACCAGGUACACAUUUGACUUUAAAUCACCAGGUACAACAUUUGACUU
Molecule: messenger RNA, 2368 nt
Organism: Cherax quadricarinatus
Lineage: Eukaryota; Metazoa; Arthropoda; Malacostraca; Decapoda; Parastacidae
Source: RefSeq, a predicted model, not a curated record